AUGGCAUGUUUGAUAAGAACUGUUUUUCCCAAAAAAGGGGAUAAUCCAACAGCUGGAUCACAAUCAUCUAAUGUCGACAAUGAUAUACCCUUGGAGGAGAUCCCAAUGGAAGAGUCCGUGAAGCAAAUCUUAACUGAUGAACAUAUUUACGAUGAUCAGUGGUCAGUAAGCAGAAAUAAAUCCUACUUUGUGGUUCAGUUUUCUGUAUCUGAUUCGAAUAAAAUGGAGCGUAUCUUAGACAGAUUGGCAUACUUCAAUAUUGGGAAGACUAAUGAUUCAUCUAUCAUGGUCACUGAGCCUAUGAUCAAUGUUCAAAAACGUAAUAAAGAAGGAAAAUCUGGUGUUAUCUCCUAUUCUGCUAUACAAAAUUUCAUUGGGACAUUGAAAUCACGACUGUGUGUUGCCCAGGUAUACAAUGAAAUUAAUCAACGUGGAUCAUUUGACAUGAAUUAUUUAUGCUUUCUGUUGUGUGCAGCUAUUGUAGCAAAUAUAGCUCUGGUAACAAAUUCUGCUGGGGUUGUAUUCGCUAGUAUGCUGUUAUCACCUCUAAUGGAUCCAAUAAUGUGCAUUCUAUUUGGCCUUAAUCUACGUGAUCGUAAUAUGACAACUAAGGGAAUACGAAAUACAUCCGUAUCAUUAAUUAUCUGUGUCAUGAUUGGUUUAACAUUUGGUUAUGUUGCGCAUCUUAUCAGUGCUUUUCAGGAUGUAAAACCCUAUCCAACAGGUGAAAUGGCGAUAAGGGGUGAACUAAGAUCAUUCAUUGGAUCCAUGCUUGUUGCCGCAUUCUCCGGCGUCAGCGUCUCCUUCGCUAUACUGAGUAAACGAUUAUCAGCCUUAAUUGGCAAUGCAAUCUCACUUUCACUGUUACCGCCAGCAGUCAAUUGUGGUCAUUUACUGCUGCUUUCUCUUUUGGCAAUUUCUUCCGGGGAAAAAGUUCAGUACGAGGCAAUAACCAAUAGAGAAUUGAAUCAAACAACAACUGUACAUUAUUGUACAUAUUCAUGGAUUCGACAAUAUGAAUUCCUUUAUAUGCAAAAUCCAUGUAAUGCUCCACUGGAAUUUCUGUACGUCGGUUUAUCAAGUUUCUGUCUUGUUACAAUGAAUAUUCUGCUCAUCCUAAUCACUGGAUAUACAGUGAAUAAGAUAAAAAAUUUAGUGCCUCUUUCAUUUACAAAUGAAAUCACCAGAAGAUUUUACCAAAAGGAUUUACGAGAAGUUCGCGAGAAUUAUAAAUGUUUACACAAAUUCGAUGCAUCUGAUUUAGCUACUUAUGCAUACAAUGAAUACCUUCGUUUGAAUAAAAUAAAUUCACAAGACGGUGAAUUAACUAAUUUGGACAGUGAGAAUGCAGAACAGAUUGUUAAUGAAUUUCAUACAAUUAUGAAGGAUCUGAAGAAGGAUCCGUAUUUGCAAACUAUUACUGCAGAAACUACACAAGGUGACAGUAGUUUUUUGAGAAAAUUUAUCGAGAAGUCCAGUGAAUUAUCGACUAAAAAUGCAGUUAAGCGCUUAAAACACCAUCAUACAUUUUGUCAUCCAACUACAACGUUUCAAUUAGGCGAUGAUGAGACAGUUGGUAAUGUCAACAAUGCAACUAGAAAUAGAAACACUACUACCUCUAGUAGUGCUGCUGCUGGUGGUGGUGGUGCUGAUCGUGCCGGUGCUAACGGUACUCUCGCCAAUCAUCAUUACCAUAUUAACAGUAACACCUAUCACUCAGAUGACAACCGGGCCAGCAAUAGGAAUUCAGAUGUCUAUCGAAUAAAAUUGUUGAACAGAUUGGCUUUCGAAGUAAAUUCUCCAACGACUAUACCUGAAAAUCCUCAAAUCAAUAAUGAUGCUAAUUUAUCACCGCUGAUUGGAAAAAGUAAAUAUAAAAGACUGCAUGCAGAAAUAAUGGAUUUACACUCAGGGAAAAAUCAAAAAGGUGAACCUAGUCUACGAACUUCCAGUUCUACAGGACGAUUUGAAGUGGUGUCUGUGGAAUGCCCAUCAGAAUCGAUAUAUACUAAUACAGAGAGACAAGAGAAAACUGCCGGAGAGAACAGCAAUAACAACAACAACAACAACAGUUCCACACUGAAGUCUAUUGUUUGA
Molecule: messenger RNA, 2097 nt
Organism: Trichobilharzia regenti
Lineage: Eukaryota; Metazoa; Platyhelminthes; Trematoda; Strigeidida; Schistosomatidae
Source: the annotation of a GenBank genome assembly